AUGACGGAACCCGUACGCGGCCUCUGUUGGUACCGUUUCUCACUCCCGGAACGCCCCAACCGGCCCACUUUUGUGUGGUGGCCAGCGCGGUACUUCGAGAGCGCUCGAGAAGCGUGUCGGCAGCAACGGGUGCACAUGUCACCUCGAGGUGUCGCCCAAUGGACCCGCGUGGUGGUAGACGAAACGCUGGGACGGAUUGCUCCUCGGCCCGUCGUGUGUUUGCUGGGACGCUCCGGAGUAUCAGUCGAUAAAAAACUGCGCUCUGUACAACGAUGGGACGAAUCGGCAGAAUACGUAGCCUCAGAGAACUCUGCUGUGGAGGAAGACUGCUCGGACAAGAAUGGAGACUGUCGACCCUACACGUUGGCGUCGCUCGCCCUCAUGAUAACACCCGAGCAACAACGCGACGUGUUUGGGGACGACGAAGAGGCAGAACUGCUCUGGAAAGGGUAUCAAGAAGCGAUGGAAGCCGUCGUGGAAUUGGUCGAUCAAGCCUUGAACCAAGAGUCGCUUGUGGACAGCGUUGGCGUUGGUACGGAGACAGUUGUCGGACAAGUACCCGUAGAUUACGCAGCGCCCCCUCCCAAAUCGUCCAUGACUUCUCCUCCCGUAUCGUCCACCUUUAUUAUGUCUUCCCCGGCCUUGACGCCGCCUCCACUCAAACACGCGUUGAAACCGCACGAUUCCUGGGAGACUGUCUGGAACAAACUGCAGCUCAGCAAAUGGAGCACCUCUCUACCGCCCCCGCACGCAUCCGCCGCACGUAAGCGAGAACCUUGCUGGUAUGUUCUACCCAAUCGAUCCUGUCGGCCCGGUACGGUAGAAGGUACCGACUACCUGUCGACCCUCGCCGCAUUGCAAAGCUUUUGCCGAACCCAUUACGGAUGGCGAGGGCCCGAGGCAGUUGAGGCCUCCAAUAGUCAUCGUUGUCACGACAGUUCUUCGGUCUCCCGUUCCACCCACGCGAUGCCUCCGGCUACACCCACAGGAUGUCGGACGAAACCACGCGAUCCUGCCAAGCCCCGUCUCGGCGAAUCCGAUGAUGACGGAACCGGCGACGAACUCACUCGGAUGGACGCACUCGAUUGGAAGACACUCUGGCGCAAGCUGGUGCGCGACGGUUGGAAAGUCAAAGCCGCGCACAUUGUCACUGACCAAUGGUACUACAUCCGUCCGGGAAAGUCGGCCAAGCAAGGCGUACUGGGACGAGACUACUUUAAAACACCCACCGAUGUUAUUGCCUACCUGACGGAAACACAACAACUGGCACCUCCGCGUGAUACCGAGUCCGUGUCGCGAUUGACAUUGGAAGCGGAAAGCGACGACGACACAGACGAAUGUAUCACUGCGGUGACCCGAACCAUGCCGGUAUUGGACGUCCACGACCGUCGGAACAGCCGGACCGUGCCGAUUGUCAAACCGGCUUCCCACCGCGUGUCUACUGCUUCUACCAAGAUUUCGCGAAAAUGCAAAUCUCAUUCGGGAGCCAAAAGCACCAAAGCACGCCAACGUUCGACAACUCACAGUCAAGCCAAACACCUUCUUCAACACACAUCCUCGACCGGAAACACGGCACGUAAGCGUCCUGCCCCGGCCGAAAAAUUGAACAAGACCAAAAAAUUACGACGCAAUGCCCAUUGGUGGAAAUACGAAGCCAUUCCGGGGUUUCGCUCCCAAGUUUGGCCGGCUUUGGAGAAACUCAGAUUCGUUCGAACGAACGACGGCUACCAGCUCCCUACGAGCGUCCAGUGGGAAGGUCAGCCCGUCACGUUUACGAGCGCUACCGGAUUACGCAAAUUCCUCUGCUUCACCGGCAUUCCCAACUACUGUCCCAACGAAGCUGCAGCCGCGGCGUACCGUAAGAAUCCCAAUGACUACGUCCCAACCGGAGUGCUGACCGAAGCGGAGGCCACCAUGCUACACCGCUGGGUACGCUUCGCUAAUGUUCCAAUCCAAGGCCCCGACAGUGCCCGCGAACUUCUGAACGUUCGCAGUCCGCGCAAGGAAAAUGAUCUCCGCAUGAUUCUCGUCAUUCUCCGUGAUCUGGGUUUCGAAUCAGACGGCAUUAACGUCUACGUCCCCGGUGCCAAUUCUCAAGAAGCCCGUCGUGGACGCCGCGUCCGUGGAGUCCACUACUUUGCUAUAGAUCCCGAUCUGUACACGUCAUUCCGCGAAUGGGUCCGGAACGCGUGGAGUUUGCAGUUACCCGAGGACGCAUCACCCAAAAUGACGGAAGCCUAUUUGCGUCUCCGAGUAUGGGCCGCUGCCUCCUCCCGACCCCUCCCCGUAUGGCAACAGUUGCCCCCACGUACCGACUACCAGGCGUUGCUCACCACUGCCGAGCUAGAAAUUGAACACUCCCGCGUCGACACCAUGGUUGACGAUGCUUCCGAAAUGGACGAAGAUAUGUCCACCGCCAACGGUAGCCACGCUGUUGUAUCGCAGUGCGAUGUGUCGACAGAGGCUCCGGAACCCGCCAAGAAAGUGGUCGUCAAAAAAGCGAAAAAGGACAAGCGACCCUGGUAUCUCAAGGAUGGCCUGCCGCGUUUUGUGCGGGAAGUUUUACCGACCUUACGGAAACUCGGCUUUGAUUACAGAUCGGGAAAAUACGUCCACCCGGACAUUUCCGAAUCCUUCACCACCUCGGAAGGUCUGGCCCAGUAUUUGGUACGACACGGUGUACCUCUUUUAGACGACCGGAGAAAUGAGCUUGCCGUAUGGGACGUUGAGCUUUUGGAGCGUUGGGUCAAGUUCGCCAACGUCCCAGUGACGGAAAAUAGUUGCGAGCGCGUACUGAGCAACGUGCGCAUUUUGUGCAAGGAAGACGAAAUCCUCUACCGAUUAUUCGAUUUGGGCUUUCAAAAGGUGGACCUCAAGUUCUUUCCACCAGGAGCCGACGCGACGGGACGUAACGCGCGCAAAGAAGGUGUACACUAUUUCAACGGGCUCCAAGGUAUCCGUGGAGGCUACAUUCGUGGAGCGACCAACCUCAGCAUGGCCCAUGAUGAAGGUCCUGUCAUCAGCAGCCGACGCAACAAUAAAAAAGGCGUGUCUCAAGAACAACUAUUGGAAAUCCGCUUGUGGGCCGCUCUUUCCGAUUUGCCCCUCCCCAAAUUUGUCAAGAAUGUGGUUGACUGUAAGCGUGCCGCUGAUGAUGAAGACGAACUUGAUGACGUGGAAAUUUCUGCGCACGUGAAAAAUCUCAACACGGCCCUCGACCGAGUCGCCACCGAUACAACCAUACCGGCAACAGAUUUCUCCAGUUCCAACCAUGGGACGAUCAGUAGUACAGCCGUAACAAGCAUGUCAGUACAAAUAGCUUCUGACAAGACAGACACCCAACAAUCAGUUGCGGAAACUUUGCCCAAGGCAGAUGAGGUUGGACCAACUAGAUUGCCUUGGGAGUCGCCUUCCGUCAUGGGACAAAAACAAGCGAACGAACAAAGUGAGUCAACUUCCGGCAAUCUGCUGACAAAUGAAUCUCCGGCAAAGGAGAGCAACCAGGACAAUGUUGCAAGUUCGCUUGCUACAACUUCAUUCACAACUCUUUCCCAGAUGUUCUCUCGCAAUUCUGUGGUCAAGGAGGUAGAAGACGCUGCCGGAUCGGUCACAAAUGAUCCGUCGACGCAAAGCAACGAGCUUAUAGGCAAUGUAUACUCGGAGAGCAAUAACUCUCCGUCUUCUUACAACACUGCUCCGGAGAAGCAGCUAUUUACUCCUUUGCGGGGCAAGCGAGAGCAAGGCGAUAGAGCAAUGGAUGAUACCGAUCAAGGCAGAUUUCUCCCUCUGACACAGGAACUUUCCGGAUACGACUCGUGUUCUUCCGAUAACGAAGGACACGACUCGCGACAGCUAGACAGAAACCGGCACCUCAAUAGCAAGCAGGACGCCCGACGGGUCACCAUGCUUGUUGAGUCUCCUGAUGAAAGAAUGGAGGAUGCCACCAUUGAAAAUCAUUUCGACGAUCUGCAUCGCGAGAGUACGUUCACCGAUAUGGAAUAUGCUUUCGAUAGCGGCCCCGCCGGAAAGCUCGACCGGCCCGAAGUCGAGCAAUUGGACGAAUUUUUGACGCAAGUAGAGCCGGACUUCGACUUCUAG
Messenger RNA from Phaeodactylum tricornutum CCAP 1055/1, 4098 nucleotides. RefSeq lists its product with no specific name. Lineage: Eukaryota; Bacillariophyta; Bacillariophyceae; Surirellales; Neidiaceae. The transcript has a single exon. The record is from RefSeq and is a predicted model, not a curated record. The coding region runs from base 1 to 4098 and encodes 1365 amino acids.